Molecule: messenger RNA, 1829 nt
Organism: Pseudophryne corroboree (corroboree frog)
Lineage: Eukaryota; Metazoa; Chordata; Amphibia; Anura; Myobatrachidae
Product: peroxisomal N(1)-acetyl-spermine/spermidine oxidase-like
Exons: 8
Coding region: 82-1713 (543 amino acids)
Molecular function (GO): polyamine oxidase activity
Source: RefSeq, a predicted model, not a curated record
CCUCCUCAUUGCACCGUCGUGCUGUCCUUGGUCCCGGUUCCUUACUCCCCCUCCCUUCUGCUCUCUGCGCACCCUGACUUCAUGGGUAACGGGCGCCCCGUCGUGCUGAUCGUUGGAUCGGGGAUCUCUGGCCUGGGAGCAGCCGAAAGGCUGCACAAACAUGGCUUCCGUCACAUAAAGAUCCUGGAGGCUACUGGGAGGACAGGAGGCCGGAUCCGGACACAGAGAUUCGCAAAGGGCCUGGCUGAGAUCGGUGCACAGUGGAUCCAUGGACCAUCUCCAGAGAAUCCUGUCUUCCAGCUGGCAGCCCAGUUUGGUCUAUUAGGCCCUGAUGCCAUGCGUGAGGAGAACCAGAAAGUUGAUUUGAGAGGCCAUCCCCCUGGCAUCCCAGUUAUCUACAGUAGCUCUGGAAAACAAAUUAGCCCAGAAGUGUUCCUGAGCAUCAGCGAUUCAUACUCGUCUUGGCUGGAGAAAGCACAAAAUGUCUCAAAAAACGAUUGUGAUCCAGAUGCCAGCGUGGGAGGUUUCCUACGGCAAGAGAUUGCCCGCAGCUCACAGAAUUGGGAUAAAGCAUCGGUUGGCAUUAAUAUGGCUCUGUUGAAGGGGCUGCUAAAUGUUGAGUGUUGCAUCAGUGGAGCCCAUAGUAUGGACCAUGUAGCACUUUUCCCCUAUGGGGAAUAUACAAUGUUUCCAGGGCUGGAUUGCACCUUUCCUAAGGGCUAUGAAAGCCUUGUGGACCACAUUAAAGCAGAGCUACCCAAUGACACCGUAUUACUGAACCAUGCAGUGAAGAGCAUUCACUGGAAUGGAUCCUUCCAAGGCAGCGACUCUCGUGUGUAUCCUGUGCAGGUGCAGUGUGAGGAUGGAAACACCUUUGUGGCUGAUCACGUCAUUGUCACUGUUCCAUUAGCUAACUAUGGUGCGCCAGCGGCACACACCUACACACACACAACCACUUGCUCAGCAUGGCAGAGCCCUGACUCCCAGCAGCAGGAGUUCCAGAAACCCACCAGCUCCUAUAUGUUUUGUCUGGUUCCAGGAUUCCUGAAGAAGCGAGCCAGAGAUUUCUUGAGCCCUCCUCUGCCGCUAAGCAAAAUUCAGGCAAUUAAGAAUCUAGGAUUUGGAACUAAUAAUAAGAUCAUGCUGGAAUUUGAAAAACCCUUUUGGGACCCAAACUGCUCAUUUAUCCAGCUAGUGCGCGAAGGCGAUUCUCUUACUGAGCCCCAGAAAGACCUGAAGAAAAACUGGAUUAACAAACUGUCAGGAUUUGUGGUGCUGACGACACCAGAACAGUCUGGUCAUGUGCUGUGUGGUUUUAUAGCCGGAGAGGAGUCAGAGUACAUGGAGACACUAUCAGAUGAAGAAAUCCUCACCACAAUGACUGCCCUACUAAGACAGUUCACAGGGAACCCUAACCUUCCCCCUCCAAUCAGCAUCCUGCGCUCACAGUGGUAUAGCCAGCCUUAUACUUGUGGAUCCUACAGCCAUGUGGCAGUGGGCAGCACAGGGAAGGAUAUUGAUAUUCUAGCAGAGCCACUGCCUACAGACAAAGAUGCUCUCAAGCCUUUGCAGGUUCUUUUUGCCGGAGAAGCCACAGAAAGAAAUUUCUAUUCUACAACGCACGGUGCUCUGAUGUCUGGCCGGAGAGAAGCGCAGCGUCUAAUUAGAAGAUAUCCAGCGCUGGGAGCUGCCCAUAGUAAAGCCAAGCUCUAGACAAACGGAGACAAUUAUCAAUUUGCACUAAUUAUUAUUUGUCUAUUACUUCAACCUGUGUUUAAAAAUAGAAAAACUACCCCCAAUAAAAUAAUUGUAUUAUAAUUUUACAAAAA